AUGGACAUUAAAGCAUAUAAUUCCAUCACGGGUUUGGAAAUGUUUCUCUGCAGUUGUAGAAUUUGGAUAGAGGAUACAAAUGGUUAUCGCAUAGCCGGUGACUCAAACUACCAUGAUUGUACUUACAAUACCCACGGCGAAGAAUAUACAAAUAUUAAUUUUCCAAACCAAACGUACUCAGUUCAUGCUAAAGUUCAAGGUAGUCUCAGGAAACAGAAAAUACGAGGACCUUUUAAUGAAAAUACCUGUUUUAGUAUACAUGGCAGUGUUGAUAAGUGGGGAUUUGAUCAAAAAUCUUGUUAA
Messenger RNA from Rhizophagus irregularis DAOM 181602=DAOM 197198, 303 nucleotides. RefSeq lists its product as uncharacterized. The record is from RefSeq and is a predicted model, not a curated record. Lineage: Eukaryota; Fungi; Glomeromycota; Glomeromycetes; Glomerales; Glomeraceae.